Messenger RNA from Bolinopsis microptera, 2835 nucleotides. RefSeq lists its product as uncharacterized. The record is from RefSeq and is a predicted model, not a curated record. Lineage: Eukaryota; Metazoa; Ctenophora; Tentaculata; Lobata; Bolinopsidae. The coding region runs from base 196 to 1914 and encodes 572 amino acids. The transcript is spliced from 11 exons.
AGAGGAAAGAGACCCCAUGUGUUGUGAAGGUUCACUACUAAAACAAGACAACCACCCCACAAGAGGUGAUUAGCAGAACAAAACAGGCACCACCUCCACCGGGGUGACCAGCCAUUACCAUCAGGAUAAAACCCCAGUUCAUUGUUCCACCAAGGUUCGGGUCCUGUUUAGGAAUUUCCCUGGUGGUAUUUCACAAUGACGAUUGGGAUAAACGAGCCGGGAUUCUCGGGUUGUAAGGACCUGUGGUGUGACUAUGAGUUUUGGGGAGGAUGUAAACACUCGUAUUCUGAGAGAGUCCUCAAUGGGUACUUCAAAGAGUACAUCAUCAUAUUGAUGGCUCUGGUACCAGUGCUCGGACUACUAUCAGUGGUCCUGAACCUGGUAGUAGCCCGGUUCUACAGUACUCGUCAGGAGGCGGUGUCCUCUGUGUAUCUUGUUAUUAGUUACGUGAAUGUGCUGGUGGGGCUUGUAGCUUUCCUUCAUACCGGAACCUAUUUCACACUGAGUAUGCCCUGUAACUCCCAACCUCCAGAAGUACAUGUGAGCAAGACCUGGCUUCAGUUCCAGGUGGUAACGAAUAUACUGACCCUGCUAACGUCCAGGGUCAUGCCAUUAUUAGUUGCCAUGGUAACCGUCAUUAGAGCUGGUGAAGUUUACCUCAAGAAGAAGGAUCUGAAUUUCAGGAUACCUUUACUAGUCAGCUUGAUAUGGAUUGUAGGGUGGGCUGUAGGACUCGGGUACACAAUACAGAUGAGAAACACAGCAACUAACAUCUUCCUGCCAAUGUACGCUGUUAUAGAAAGAGAGUCCCCCGAAUGGGCGUACUACUUCUUUAUCCUGCUGGACUACGCCCCUUUAGUCCUGGUUUCCAUGGUUACCAUCCUGUGUACCGGGCUGGUGGGCGUGUCAGCGUGUAUCAGUGAGAAGGGAUGGGAGGACAGGGAGUUUAGGACCAGUGUGGGUGUAUUUCAGGUAGGGGCAGUGUAUCUAGUCUGUGCGACCUGCCAAGUGAUAGGGUUCGGGGACAUUCUUCAGAUCUACCUUAGUAAAACUUUCAAACUCUCCCUCGGCUUUAUGCUUACUUACAUCCUCACUUCCGGAUCUGUCCUCUUGUUCGCUGCCACAUUUCCCUUGCUUACCAUCCGCUGGGACAGGCGACUACGGUUAUGGCUGACAGCGUCAAGAGAGCAUGUGUAUGAGAGUAUCUCUCAGUACAGCUCACAGUACAGCAUGAAGACAGAUCACAGUACCGUCUGGAACUUUGCCAGAAGUGUCCGAUCAAGAUUGGGGCUGAAUAGUGAGUACAGAAGUGAACGAACUGACAUGAGCACAGUUUACAACCCCGUCUCAGAAUCAACCAUCUCCCCGACAAUAGCUGAAACUCUCCGAACAGACCGCAGUACGGUCCUCCUCCCUUCACCCCACCAAACAGACAGAUCUCUCACCACUGCCUGGACAGACCACAGCACUGCUUCUGGCAUCACCAGUCUGUUUGGUUCCCAUGGUGACGCGACGCGCGCAUCUUCAGUCGGCGCGAGAACAGACAGAAGCUCUUGGAGAGCGAUCACUCCAACUCUCCCUCCUUCCCCGCCCCCAACUCUUACUAUCCGUACUGAUCACAGUUCUGUUAACGGAGCUGUGACCCAGCCCAGAUCUAGCCCCGCUCUCAGCAAGUACACUGAUGCUACCUCCGAUGUAGAGGAUUAUAAGAGUACGGUGGAGUACAGGAGGAAGCUGGAUAUCAUCACUACCAGCAGGAGGGAGAUGGAGCACCUCAGAUCAGAAAAAGAGAAGUUACUAGGAGAGUACAAGUCAAACUUGGAACUACUUGCCGAGUCAGGAGUGGAUGAUCUGAGUACCAUCUACUACCCAGGAUCCAGUGAAGUCUCCUCAGGAUCCCUCCAGAUACACUGACAACACCUCCACUAGGUCUAUAUCUUCUCACAUUAGAGCAGUAGACGGGUCUAUCAAAGGAAGGGUUAAACCACCAAAACCAGAUUACAGAUACGAUGAGAGUGACGCUACGAGUGGGACUGGAAGUCUGUUUACAGUAAAAGAGAGCACGGUACUCAGCGAGGCGGAUACCGAUCUUACUUCCAGAGCUUAUUCAAUGCGAACAAAGCCUAGAUCAGACCAAGACACAGACCAGGAUUACACAGACCACAGUACAAUACAGGGUGAGCUCUCCAGUCUGCCACCAGCUAAACCUCCUAGUUCUACCUCUACUUCAUCUGAUGAGGGAGAGACACACACGGACAUCAGUACUAGGAUCUCGGCUAGGUCCAGAUUGGGAGGGAGGAGCCGGAGAGAUGAGAGUGAGAGAGAUGAUAGUACAGUUUUUAGUGCCCCCGGCAAAACAGACUUUGAUUCAGAGUAGAGGAGUGUUUCAGUGCUCCAAGGGAAUGAUAUGUUGUCACCUUUCAUUACAGAAUACAUUAUUAAAUGGUAGACAAUCUACCAGUCUACUGUAGAUUCCUGUCUCCAAACGUUAAUUUUCUUUCUGUAGUCAGCAUGUCAAUUAAUAAUUUAAUCAGUGGUCUGUGGUUACUGAAAUUUGCUAUUCGAGAUAUAUAUUGCCCUAUAAAAAGUUAGGUCGAAACUGAACAGUAGCAAACCUGGAAAAAGGUCCAAAAGUCGAUUUCUUGGUUAACCAUGAAGUAGAUGGUAACACUGCAGAGUAAGAUUGGGAAUGUUGUGAUUCCCACCAGCCGGUAAAAUACCUGAAAAUUAAAUUCGGGCUUUUAUUUUAGCAGGUAGUGAAGAUUCGUUAAUCUGGGUUAUUUAAAAUAUUGUUAAAAUAUUGUCAACUAAAUUUAAUCCAUUUGUAUUGAUUUG